Messenger RNA from Plasmodium coatneyi, 1302 nucleotides. RefSeq lists its product as uncharacterized. Bases 1 to 1302 code for a protein of 433 amino acids. The transcript has a single exon. The record is from RefSeq and is a predicted model, not a curated record. Lineage: Eukaryota; Apicomplexa; Aconoidasida; Haemosporida; Plasmodiidae.
AUGAAUGCGGACAAGCUGGUGGCCGACCUGCGCGAAAUAGAAGAGGACUACGAAGGGGGGGAGAGCGAGGGGGAGGACCCUCUAAUGCCGACGCAGAAGGUGACCUUCCCCAGUGGAAGCGUGAACAGAAAGCUAUUCGAUGAAAAAAUGAACCACCAUUAUACCAUUUUUAACACCAAAAAUGAGUUCCGAAAAACAGAAAUUAAUGUAGAAAAAACGCAAAUUGAAAUAAUUAACCAUUAUAUAUUUUUGCUCAAAUUGUUAAGAAGGAGAAAAGACGAAGAGAUCAUACGGGAAAUAGCAAAAUGCAUUGAAGUCACCUUUGAAACGGACAACGAUGAGAUGCAACAACUGUCCGAGGAAAAAUCAUUCCACAUGUACAAACAAUACCUACUGAAAAAUAAAUAUUUUUUUUUAAAAAUCUGGAGAAGUAUGAAAAAUAAAAAUUUCUACCCAGAUGUAAAACAAAUCAUUAAAGACACCACGAGAGAUGUUUUUUCAUUCAAUAGGCAGAUACAUAAUGGCAGUCUGGGUUUUAAGUCAAUCUUAUCCAAUCUGUACAAAUUACUAGGGAAAUAUUUCCAGUGCGAUUUUAGGAAAACCUUGUUGGCGUUUUUUCUUCUAAGUCUUAUGAGUCGAACUAAUAACACUGUCGAUAUUUUGUACACGCUAGAAUAUUACUUCAAAAACAAGAAUUUUUCCAUUAUUCUUCCAAAUAGCUCUUUUAUCUCUCCAUGUGAGUUAAGCAUUUGUAAUAACAUCAUUCUUCUGCGUAGUCAUGUAAAAUACUUCAUCAAGAUUACAGAGGAGUCGUCGUCUUUGCUGCCGUACAACUGCUACAACAUUAUCUACAUUGAUGAGAAUCUAAUAAGUGACAAUUUUUAUUUGCAUAUUUAUAAAACGCUGCUCAAGGAUUGCAAGCACCACUACCUUUUUCGGGACAACGAAUUAUUUGGCCAGGUAAACUUCUUUGAUGUUAAGUCUAACUGUGCCAAGUUGAAGUCAAAGGGGGUGUGUAAACCAGGGGAUCCCUCUCGACAAAUACCAACUAGCUACGACGCGACCAUCCACCCUAAUGGAGAAAAAACCGAAAGCAUCGAACAGCAAGGAGAUAACUUUGCAACCCUGUUGGACGAUGUAGAAGUUUCUUCCAGCUCCACCUAUAACUGCAGCGAUAACGAAAUUGACAUAAAAAACAUAAAUGAGAAAAAUCGACUGUACCGGGAUAAUAUACGUGACCAUUUGGGCAAACGAAGAAGGAACUUCUUUUACCAGUAUUUGAUUAUCGAGUUGAGUUCGUGA